ACUCCUCCUAGUCUUAAUCUCUUUAUCUGGGCAGCAGCUGCCAUAUGGCCUCAGUCAGCUGGAUCAGAUGUUUAUAAGCCUCCUUCUUCGUCCCUCUCUGUCCUCGGAGCCUCCUAAUUUGAUCGCUGCUACCUUGCGAGCUGUCCUACAAUCUUUAUUUUUAGCCAUCUUUAAGGAUUAGGAUUGAUGUAGACUACAGGGCACUUAAAGUGAUUGUAUUGUAAAUCUGCUGUGGGAUUCUUCUUUGGGGAGGAUGUUCCAUUUCUCCAUAGAUUUGGGGAGGAGAUUGAAAAGGAGGAGGGCUUGGCUUGGGGUUGGCUGUCCCAAGUCCUCCCCACCGAGGCCCCCUCAUUAACGAAGGUCUGAGCGUUGUUUAAGGGGGGGUUGGCUUGGUAUCCCAAUCAGAUUUAAAUGAAGAUUCAAAUGAGUUUAUUUAUGCUCGCUGGUUGAACAUGGUGCCCAUGAUGCAUUUUUUGAGACGGGAGCAGUCUCCACGGGUAACAGGUUAUGAAGACAGCAUGGAGUUUCCGGACCACAGCAGACAUUUACUGCAGUGUCUAAGCGAGCAGAGGCAUCAGGGCUUCCUGUGCGACUCUACCGUCCUGGUGGGCGAUGCCCAGUUCCGCGCCCACCGUGCCGUGCUGGCCUCGUGCAGCAUGUACUUCCAUCUCUUCUACAAGGACCAGCUGGACAAGCGGGACAUGGUGCAUUUAAAUAGUGACAUUGUAACGGCGCCAGCAUUCGCAUUGCUCCUCGAGUUUAUGUACGAGGGCAAGCUGCAAUUCAAGUCCCUGCCCGUGGAGGACGUGCUGGCAGCUGCCAGCUAUCUGCACAUGUACGACAUUGUGAAGGUGUGCAAAAAGAAGCUGAAACACAAGGCCACAGCCGAGGCGGACAGCACCCGGCGCGAGGAGGACGCCUCCAGCUGCUCGGACCGAGCUGAGAGCCUCUCAGAGGGCGGCAGCGCCAACCUGCUGGCUAGCGAUGACGACGAGGACGAGAGCAAGAGAGACAACCAGUGCCCGCAGGAGCCGGCCAGGAUUUGGGCACGGCUGGCAUCAGAGCGCACGGCCAGUCCCGGAGAGGCCGAGGCACAUGGCAAGUCGCCUGCUGCUGCCGCCGCAAGUCCCAGCAGCUCUACAGGUUCACUCUGCCCAACUGGUGACUGUGCACUCGACCUGUCUGUAAAAUCAAGCAUUAGCGCCACUCCAGGUGAAGCCAGGAACCCGUAUUUGUGCGGCUCGGCGACUCCAGACAGUCUGCACAGCGCUCUGGUGCAAGUGAAGGUGGAGAAAGACACGGGCUCAGAUGAUGACGAGCUGCCCAGCACCGAGUACGAGAUGGAGCACAGCGGCUUAAAGGAGGAGACGGCAAAUGCUAACGGCAUGCACGGCGGUCACAACGGACACAGCGUCCAGCGGCUAGGACUCGGUCUGGAGGCACACCUGACUGCACUGCGAGAGGCCUCUCUGGAUCGUGACAGCAAGGACGAUGGAGAUGGCGAGGUGCUAGGAGGUGAGAGUGAUAGGGCACAGGAGAGCCCUCUACUGCCCUACGUGUCAGGCAUGUUGGGUGCGGCUCACGCGCAGAUCUUCAUGUGCCCCCUGUGCAACAAGGUGUUCCCUAGUCCACACGUGCUGCAGAUCCACCUGAGCACACACUUCCGUGAGCAGGAAGGUGCACGCACUAAGCCCACAUCCGGCGACGUCAACGUGCCCACAUGCUCCAUCUGCGGCAAGACGUUCUCGUGCAUGUACACGCUGAAGCGGCACGAGCGGACACACUCGGGCGAGAAGCCCUACACGUGCACCACAUGCGGCAAGAGCUUCCAAUACUCGCAUAACCUGAGCCGGCAUGCCGUGGUGCACACGCGUGAGAAGCCACACGCCUGCAAAUGGUGCGAGCGGCGCUUCACGCAGUCCGGAGACCUGUACCGUCACAUCCGCAAGUUCCACUGCGAACUUGUCAACUCGCUCUCAGUGAAGAGCGAGGCGCUCAGCCUUCCCACUCUCCGAGACUGGCCACUCGAGGAUAGCUCGCAAGAACUGUGGAAAUGAAAGCAAACAAUAAACAAACGAAACUGCUUUUUAAGUUAAGACAGAGCGAGCAAGAGAGGCAGAGAGGUAAGGAAGUAGGGAGGCAGGAAGAUGGUUCAAAGGUCUGCAUCAGUCAUGUUUCUUAUAAUACAUUGCUUAUCUCGUUAAAUUGCACUUUACUAGCACAUGAAAAUGUUACUACUGAUUUUUAUUUUCUGGUCAGUUUUGUUUUGUUUUUUCUUUGCUUUCCUUUUCUUUUAUUAGACAUGGGGGAUGGCUACAGCUGUCACCUUUGACAUAAAAUGUGCAACUCUAGAUUUGACAGUGUAUAUACGUACACUUGUACACUCCUUGAUUUUAUUUAACAUCCUUGCCAUGAGAACGCAUCUGAAGAUUUCAGGUAAUACACUGAGGAAGUUCAGAACUGAGAACCAUUACACUAAACGGGUACUACGACCUUCUAUUGACCUGUACACAUAAGGCUCAAUUCUGAGUAUGUGUAUAUAUCGUGCACUACUACUAUACGUUUAUUUUGCAAAUCUCAUACUGGUGUGUGAGAGUGGCUGCGUGUGUGUUUGUGCGUGUGUGUGUGUGUGUGUUUGCGUGUGUCCAUGCACGCAAACACAGUAUGUUAACAAGUAAGUCCUUUAAAUCCUGCGAAGAUGUUCGCUCGAAAAAGCUCCAAGCUUGUGUUAUUUAGGCUCUUGUAAGAUUUUUGGAUUAUUAUUUUUUUUGUUUUGUUUUGUUUUUUGUUUGUUUUUUGGGACUAUGGUGAUAGGAAACCUGACUGAUAGAAGACAAAAGGCACUCAUGCAAUGUACAGCCUCCUUUUUCACAACAACCAACACAUUUUUCUAUCAUUUAACGAUUGGGCUGACAAGUCGACGUCUUUCAUUUAGUUAGCAAAACCCUCAACACUUGUUUUCUGCUGAGAAUGGGUUUUCAUUUGCUGCAUUUCUAGCGAUUUUUUUCCGUAGUGUUUUAAGAAAAGAUUUGGUUUGUUUUUCGGGGG
Messenger RNA from Tachysurus vachellii, 3048 nucleotides. It is a transcript of the gene zbtb18, whose product is annotated as zinc finger and BTB domain containing 18. Gene Ontology annotation, molecular function: RNA polymerase II cis-regulatory region sequence-specific DNA binding; protein binding; DNA-binding transcription factor activity, RNA polymerase II-specific. The record is from RefSeq and is a predicted model, not a curated record. Gene Ontology annotation, biological process: regulation of transcription by RNA polymerase II. Lineage: Eukaryota; Metazoa; Chordata; Actinopteri; Siluriformes; Bagridae. Gene Ontology annotation, cellular component: nucleus. The coding region runs from base 453 to 2057 and encodes 534 amino acids. The transcript is spliced from 2 exons.